This is a messenger RNA of Psylliodes chrysocephalus, 2176 nucleotides long. The record is from the annotation of a GenBank genome assembly. Lineage: Eukaryota; Metazoa; Arthropoda; Insecta; Coleoptera; Chrysomelidae.
CCAAUUUUAAACACCAUUUAACAUCAUGAUGUACCAACGAUGGUUUACUAUGGAUGUCACUUCCGUUAGGACCAUUAGAAUCAUUGAUCUGGCAGCAAUGCUGCCGACAUGACACAUGACAUUCAUCCUGACACUAAUUUUUUAGGUUAUGUUUUCUGUGGUUAUGUUAUUGAGGUUUUCGGAUAUUCUUUAGGUAUAUAAAUAGUUAAUUUUGAAUUAGUUUUUCAACAAAUAUCUGUGGAAAAGUGAUUUAGGUUACGAAAAAAUAAAAAAUGCAUUGGUCGUGAGUAUUCAAUUAAGUGCUAUUUAGAUUGAAAAUGGAAGACGCGCUUAUUUUGGAAUUUCAACAGUUAAAAGUUUCUGUUCUGAAAAAACUGGAAAAAAUUAAUGCUACCAUAAAUAAAUCGAAUCUGUCCAGCCCUUCAAAAGAAGAAUGUAGAAAGAAGGUAAGUGAAGACCUUAUAGUUAUUCCUAAAACGCCAGAUAACAGCCCAGUGCAAGGUUAUUUAAAAGCAGUGGAAGCCCAAAGGAAAAUUGGCGUUCUUAACAAUGUUCAAGCACGUUUAAAAAAGAUCGAAGAUUUUGCUGUACAACAAGAAGUAAAUAAAAACAAACAGUGGUUACAGAAACAGAAAGAAUUCGUGAAUGAUAUACAGCAAAAGGAAGACCAUAUCUUCCAAGCUCUUGAAGAAUACGACAAAAGUUCGUUAAAUAACCAUGCACAACUGGCUUUGUAUUAUAAAAAUUUGGAAUUACGCCGCCAGCAGCACGAAAACGAGAUAAAAAAUCGAGAAAAAGAAAAACAAAUACUUUGUGGUUAUAUAGAUAAAAUAAAAAAACUACAACAUUCAUUUAGAAGUUCUUAUGAACAAAUUUUACUUAAUUUAAAGCGAUGCACAAAAAUAGAGGAAUUAAAAACCAUGCUGGCAGAUGAUUUUAAAUUAUUGAAUGCCCUUCGUCCCAAUUUUGAUGGAAUUAUUAUUAAAUGCAAAAAUGGAAAGAUAUCUGAAGAAGAUGUAGAAAAAGCAUCAGAACUUUUCGCACAGUUACAAUUACUAGAGAAAAAGAUAUGUCAAAGUGUUGUCCAGAUUAAUAAUAAAGAAUCUAAAGUAGAAGUUGAAAUUGUUAAAGAACCUCCACCUAAACCCGAUAUAAAUGUAAGUAAAUAUGCCAGUAUAGCAAAUUUGAAAAUAUAUAUAAACCUAAUGGAGUUUUUUGAUAAAUAUCUACAAAAUUUUAAGAAAUUAGAAACUGACACAUCUCAAAAACAAUUCAUUCUCGAUUGUAAACGAGCUAUUAACAUUCCUGUAAACUCUUUAUCUGGUGUUAAUUCAGAACACAUCCUAGAUAAAUACAAUAAAUUAUACAAACUAUUAAAAGGUCAAGAUGUUAUUAUAAGUGAUAAAAGAAUAAAUGCAUCCAGUCAUCCAGAAGGGAUUCCAUUUUGCCUGAAUCUACUAGCAAAACGAUUUAUAUUACAAAGUGAUUUGAUUAUUUCAAGUAAUCCUGAAUCAGCAUUUUGUUAUGCUACUGUUAUUAUGUCAUUGUGGAAUGAAUUUCCUGAAUUUGGUCAGUUGAUGUUGGCAUAUUUUUACAAGACUUGUCCAUAUUUGGUGCCCUAUUAUGUUUCAAGACAAGUUGGGGAGUCUGAUGAGGAAUAUUAUUCAAGACAGGGUUAUCAGUAUAAUAAUGGACAGAUUGAGACGCAAGAUAAGUUUCUUAAAAGAAUGACAGGUGUGAUGUGCCUUUAUGCAGCCAUCAUGGUCGUGAAACCGAAAAAAGGCCAUACAAACGUCUACAACAUCAAAAACGGUUGGAACUGGCUGGCAGCAACUUUGAAAUUAGAACCGCAAGUGGAUAUUACCGCAACUCUAAUUCAUACCUUCCUGGAGACCGUAGGAUUCGAACUCGAAAUGUAUUAUGGGAAAACGUUUCAAAAAUUAAUCAGAAUAAUUGCUGAGAAGUUUUUACCUAGUUGCAGAGAAAAAUGCACUGGAGGAGCUGUUACAAGGUUGGAAUUGCUGAUGACUGAAUAUUAUCGGAAUCGGAAGUUCGAGGCGCCUGAUGGAUAUUUAAGUUAUUAUUACUGGUGAUUGAUGAUAUUUAUAUUAUAUAAAUGAAAUUUAUUAUAAAUUGCUUUUAAAUAUUUUUUUUUUGAAUAAAUGAUUUAAAAUUG